Messenger RNA from Anopheles funestus (African malaria mosquito), 1406 nucleotides. Its product is annotated as trypsin alpha-3-like. The coding region runs from base 322 to 1134 and encodes 270 amino acids. The transcript is spliced from 3 exons. Gene Ontology annotation, biological process: proteolysis. The record is from RefSeq and is a predicted model, not a curated record. Lineage: Eukaryota; Metazoa; Arthropoda; Insecta; Diptera; Culicidae. Gene Ontology annotation, molecular function: serine-type endopeptidase activity.
ACCAAACCAAAAAUAUACUAACUUGAUCAGGAACUGAUCGCGCAGAGAGAUACAUGUGCGUACAGGCAGUGCGCGUUUGGUUUGGCAAGCGCAAAAUUCUACUAGUCGCUAGAACCGCAGGGUAUGGCAAAUUAUUACCACGUAUUGCACCGAAUCUCACCUUUUCGGGUAGCAUCUCCAUCGCGCGUUUACUCAGCUGAUCCCGAUGUCUGCCGUAAAUGGUUGCCUUUGGAUGACGGCAAUGCGUGAAGCCUUUUGCCGCGUGCAGCUUGUCUUACGAAAUCAGUUGUAUCUAGAGUCUACAGAUCUAGAGUAGGUAAGAUGCGGGUGGCGUUCUUGUUCUUGGGUUUGCUGUGUCUGGUUGGGCUGUCGGUUGGACAGGACACGAGAAGAAGUUUUUUCGAUUUUUUCUUCGACGUGGAGAAUAAACUGCAGAAGGGACGUAUUGUUGGUGGUUCAACAGUGACCAUCGCCAGGUAUCCGUUCGUAGCGUCUUUGCGACGAUAUUCUAAUCACAUCUGCUCGGUGUCAGUGAUUUCGACUUACUACGCAGCAACAAGUGCGCAUUGUACGUACUCGUUUAAAUCUUUAACCGGAGUAACCAUUUAUGGCGGUAGUACUAGCCGCACGACCGGUGGUAAAGUGUUCACGGUAACCAACAACUACAUUCAUCCCGACUACGAUCCAGACACGUUCGAUUUCGACGUGGCCGUGCUGAUGGUAAAGACUCCAUUUACACCGAACACUAACAUUGCCACUAUUCCAUUGGCCUCUGCUGGUUAUACCAUCCCCGAUCGGGUCUUGCCUACCGUCACCGGGUGGGGCCGCACAUCGUCCGGAGGAGCUUUGUCCCCUUCACUGCGUGCCGUAGCAAUCCCCAUCGUCAGUACAAGCACUUGUGAAUCGUUAUGGACUGCAGCGGCGAUCACGGAAAAUAUGUUGUGCGCCGGUUCAAAGGGAAAGGACGCCUGUACGGGUGAUAGCGGUGGGGCACUGGUGGUACCCAACAACAAUUAUUUCAUCCUUGUCGGCAUGGUGUCUUGGGGUUCUGCUUCAUGUGGCAGCGAAUACCCGGGAGUUUAUGCCAACAUAGCUUCCGCAGGGAUUCAAAGCUUUUUGGCGCAAUAUGUUUGAUGUGAAUGACUGCGAGUAAGACCCUAAGAAAACAUAUGUUUUGAACUAUGCUUACCAGUGUUUCGAUUGCAUAUGAGUGUAUCACAUUAUGGGAAAUGAGCAAUGAAAGAACUGGAGUGGAAGGAAGUGGAAAUACCGAAACCAUCCGAAGCUGAGAUGGGUCGGUUGAGGUAAUGCUAGAUACAUACUCUGUAAAUGUUGAUAAUAGAAUUCCAUUCGAAGAUUUUUUGGCAACCAAUAAAGCAUAUUUUAACUCCGCUGUAGUUACAUUA